CAUGAACUACGCUCAGUUUUUGACAGCUGUAAGUGCAGCUCGGAAGCCCUCCCAUCAUCCGAAUGUUGACUGAGCUCCAGCAGAGGGCUCCCCUCUCCAUGAUCUCCCUGGCCGGAGGGGCUCCCAACCCCAACACCUUCCCCUUCCAGUCCUGCUCCAUCCAGGUGAAGAAUGGGGACACGCUUAUCUUCAACGAGACCAUGAUGAAGAGGGCUCUGCAGUACUUGGCCUCCAGCGGAAUCCCAGAUCUGUUGACUUGGAUGAAUAACCUGCAGAAGAACCUUCACAACCCUCCUACAGCCAACUACAGUGCAGAGAAGGGUCAAAUGGAUAUGUGUGUUACAGGAGGGCUUCUGCAAGGUAUGACUAAGGUGUUUGAAAUGCUUGUCAAUCCUGGAGACAACGUUCUACUCCACGCACCUACCUACUCUGGAACUCUCGCUGCACUCCAGCCGCUGGGGUGUAACCUCAUCAACGUGCCCAGUGACCAGCACGGUAUGAUCCCGGGGGGCCUGAAGGAGGUGCUGUCCCGCUGGGAUCCGGCAGACGUCCACAAGCCACACAGCACCGCACCCAGGGUCCUCUACACCAUCCCCAACGGAGGAAACCCCACCAGGGCCUCCAUGACCACCCAGAGGAAGAGGGAGAUCUACGAGCUUGCGAGACAGUAUGACCUCCUUAUUAACGAGGAUGACCCCUAUUACUUCCUACAGUUUGAAAAGGUAAAAAUUGUGUCAUUGUUUCAUGCUGAGAAUAGGCUUUGUGACUGGGCCCAAGCUGCUGGUGGACAGAGUGGUACUACACAUCCAGGCUUCUACGAUGCACACCAGCACCUUCACACAGGUGAAUGA
This is a messenger RNA of Coregonus clupeaformis (lake whitefish), 851 nucleotides long. RefSeq names its product kynurenine/alpha-aminoadipate aminotransferase, mitochondrial-like. Gene Ontology annotation, molecular function: pyridoxal phosphate binding; L-kynurenine:2-oxoglutarate transaminase activity. The record is from RefSeq and is a predicted model, not a curated record. The coding region runs from base 63 to 851 and encodes 262 amino acids. Gene Ontology annotation, biological process: biosynthetic process. The transcript has 7 exons. NCBI's taxonomy places the organism in Eukaryota, Metazoa, Chordata, Actinopteri, Salmoniformes, Salmonidae.